AUGGAUGCUAUCAGCUCAAAUAUAGUACAGAAAUGGAUUGACAACGUGUACCUGCCCACUAAUCGCUCCCGGAUGCAGGAAGCUCACAGGUACAUCACCAACAAGUUGAAGACAAUGAAGGUCCCUUUUCUCAGUCAUGGCUCUGGCCUCUAUAUCUGGGUCAACUUGAAAGAGUACCUGGACCCAUGCACAUUUGAGGAAGAGCAGCUCCUUUAUCGCCGCUUCCUGGACAACAAGCUCCUAUUGGCCCCUGGCAAGGCCUACAUGUGUAAGGAGCCUGGCUGGUUCCGCCUCACCUUUACGGAUAAUCCCCUCCGCCUGAAAGUCGCCAUGCAGCGGUUCUCUGAGGCGCUAACCGAUAAGAAGCAGAAUUGGAUAGAGAAACAACUGGAGGAUGCACUGGUGGAAAGUGUGUCCUCCCCGUCCACCAGGCGCUCCAGCUCAUCCUCCAGCUCAUCCUCCUUCGUAAACGUGGAUACCUCUCAUUUUUGA
Messenger RNA from Myotis brandtii (Brandt's bat), 492 nucleotides. RefSeq names its product probable inactive 1-aminocyclopropane-1-carboxylate synthase-like protein 2. The record is from RefSeq and is a predicted model, not a curated record. Gene Ontology annotation, molecular function: pyridoxal phosphate binding; transaminase activity. Lineage: Eukaryota; Metazoa; Chordata; Mammalia; Chiroptera; Vespertilionidae. The transcript is spliced from 4 exons. Gene Ontology annotation, biological process: amino acid metabolic process; biosynthetic process. The coding region runs from base 1 to 492 and encodes 163 amino acids.